UUUUAGGAUUGGCUGCCUCUCUUCAAGGUUGACUCUCCUCGGCGCUCCCAAACCUAUCCACCGUGGGCCCGCCCCUUUCUUGACGCACCCUCUUGCAGGGUCCUCACUCAGACCCUCCGAUCCCGCCCCCUGGGGAGGCAUCUGCUUGUCCCACAGCUUUUCGAACUCUGCCAGGGUUCGACCUCUCCCAUUUAGCUCAAAUCCUAGACCACCCUCUUUGGAGUCCAGAGACCAGGCUCUAUCCUUGUGCCCUCCUCGUCCUCACCAGGGACCAAUGAGGUUCCCCCUCCUCCCCCCUCGCCCCGGCUCCCGGUGCCCGUCUCCAGCGCCGCCGGAGCCAGCGAGGGAGCUGGAGGGAGCAGGAGGAGGAGGAGGAGGCCGCGUCGCCGCCGCUCGGAGCCCGGCCGGAGCCUCCCAGACUACCUUGGAAUGCACCCUGAGACCAGGCUUGGUUUACAACAAAGUGAACCCCAUCUUCCACCACUGGAGCUUGGGUGACUGCAAGUUUGGGUUGACGUUUCAGAGUCCUGCUGAGGCUGAUGAAUUCCAGAAGAGCCUACUGGCUGCCCUGGCCGCCCUGGGCCGAGGCUCGCUCACCCCUUCCUCUUCCUCCUCCUCCUCCCCCUCUCAGGACACUGCAGAGACCCCCUGCCCUCUGACGUCCCACGUGGACAGCGACUCCUCCUCCAGUCACAGCCGCCAGGAGACGCCUCCCACCGCUGGAGCCCCCAUUGUCACCGUGGAGUCCGCCUCUGCCUUCCUGCCGACCACGCCCCCCCAGCGCCGCAGCUCCUUGGCUCAGAGCUACCCACCGCUACUACCGUUCACGGGGAUUCCAGAACCCUCAGAGCCUGUGGUCGGGGCAGGAGGUCUGGGCUGGGGUGGCCGCGGCUAUGAGGAUUACCGGCGCUCUGGACCACCGGCGCCCCUCGCCCUGUCCACCUGUGUUGUACGCUUUGCCAAGACUGGCACGUUGAGAGGCGCGGCCCUGGGUCCCCCAAUAUCAUUAUCUGCCCCUCUUACCGAGUCUAUGCCCCCAGCACCUCCAGCUCGCCCACCCCCGGGCCCGGGCCCCACCCCUGCACCUGCCAAGGCCUCCCCAGAGGCGGAGGAGGCUGCACGCUGUGUGCACUGCCGAGCCCUGUUCCGCCGCCGCGCAGACGGGCGUGGGGGCCGUUGCGCUGAGGCCCCGGAUCCGGGUCGCCUGCUGGUGCGACGUCUCAGCUGCCUGUGGUGCGCCGAGAGCUUGCUCUACCACUGCCUGUCAGACGCAGAGGGCGACUUCUCGGACCCAUGUGCCUGCGAGCCGGGCCAUCCGCGUCCUGCUGCGCGUUGGGCUGCGCUGGCUGCACUGUCGCUGGCUGUGCCCUGCCUCUGCUGCUAUGCACCCCUGCGCGCGUGCCACUGGGUUGCAGCUCGGUGUGGCUGUGCCGGCUGUGGGGGUCGCCACGAAGAGGCGGCACGGUGAGGACUGCCUGGUGGGUCUGGUGGCGAGACCAAGGAUCCAGCAUUGAGGGUCCAGGAUCCUAGACAAGAUUUGAACCUAAAACUCAAACCUAGGCACAUGUGGAACUUGGAGCUUGAGUUUGGACUGAGAGAUCCCAGACCUGGAACUGGGCCCCAAAUCUAGGACUGAGUGACUCUAGACCCAGCAUCAUUAGGAUGUCUGUCGAGGAUUCUGAGUUCUGGGUUCUCCAUCCAUCUUCCCUACUGAGGAGACUCCUGACAUCUCCAGACUCUGCAUCUCAGAGGGCCCUGGGGAAUAUACAAAUUCCCAGAGAGGCACUGGGACAUCAAACUCUUGACUCUGUCCACAUGUCCAAUGCAGACCCCUGCCAUACCUGGCACCAUGAACUCUUAGACUACAACCCCAGAAUCAGUCAGGAGUUGCUAAUACCUAAGCUUACCCGUAACCACUUACUCCUAGAUCUUGUGACCAGAGGAUGCAGAACCACCCCCAAAUGGUCCCUGAAUGUUCACCUGAGACCUAAUGUACCCACAUCUGACAUAUUCUGUAGCCCCAGGAUCCUUGAGACACCAAACCCUCCUGGGUUUGAGACUCCGAUACCAUUUGGAAUCACCAGACACUGACCUAGAGCCCACCCACUCAUGAGUCCCCACAGACCUAACCUUCAAUCCAGGACAUCAAGAUAUUCAGAUGACUCCAGAUGCUAUAAGAUAGCAGACUUAAGAUGUAUGGAGUCCUUGGAUGUGCUCAAAUGAGAUGUUCUCCGAGCAAAGUGAUUUGGGAGGCCUAUCCCAACCUAAGCCAGGCUCCAGAUACCAGACCCCUAGAUUCUCUGAAGAUCUCUGUGUACCCCCAUUCACCACAAACCAGUGUUCUUGGUAGUUUUGUUUCUCAUGUAUGGAUUCUGAGGUGCCUGUUACCCCAGCUGUAUGACUACAGGCCACUAGCACCUCAGGCCAAGACACUGGUCUCAAGUCCUCAAAUAGCCCUCUUCCAGUCCCAGUGGAACAGGAUUUUGAGACCCAAAAUGUCCCAGAAUCAAUCUCUGGCUUCCUUCUAGCCCCACAUCCCUCAUGUCCAAUGAUCAUGGCAACACAGACCUCUGAUCCCUUGGCCCUCAGCUCCUGAGUGACCCUAGGGUGCUUUAAGAGCACUGGAUCCAAGACUCCAAGAUGCCACUGACCCCUCAGCUACAGGAUUCAAGCCCCACAACAUUGGAAUUGUUCCUGAUCUAAGAUCUUGGUUCCUCUAUGCUAGAGACAUUCAGAUCUAAGAUUUUCCAGAGCCCUAGUACCUUUAUAUUCCAGGUUUCUAUCACCUCAAACUUCUGUAGCCUAUGAAACCCCAAAAUGCCUCUACACUGAUUCCCCAGUCCCGACUCAUGAAUCUUCUAACUAUUGUCCCUUGAAUUCUGCUUUCUGUGGCCUCCUGAAGCCCCAAGUUUCCAGACUCUGGAAUUCUGGUCCCAAGGACCAUAGCUCAAGUCCCUAGCAAUCCUCAGAAUUGCCCUUCAUUGUAUGAGGAAAGCCCAGUAAUUCUGAACUCAGAUUCCUGUAUUCCCAAAUCCCCUGGAACUCCCCAUUUUCACCUAUAGGGCCCAGCACCACUACAGAUAAUACUACAGGCUGUUGGCUAAGCAGAAGCACACAGCUGUGGUGGUGCCUGGGACACAGCAAAGGCCGCCGGCCUCACUAAGCCUUCAGAAGAAGGCCUGCCUUUUUCUGAUUUGCACAUAGACACCUUCUGGACUAGCUACAACUCUGUGGGAAGCCCUGUCAUCCUCCAAACUCGACCUUGAGCCCUAACCCAGGCCCAAGUUCAUCCUUCCAUUAACCUCUUCCAUCUCAGUCAGGAAUUGCUUUUGAAAGCUCAUUCUGUGGCCCUAUAAGGCUCCCCUUUUGGGGAGAAUGACAUGUUCAGGAUACCUAAGAUCUGGUGUCCUGAAUGGUGGGCGCUAAGUUCUUGGAGUGAGACGGUCUCAAUUAUUCCACAGGCUUGGGACCUGCACCUGGCCCCUAAACAUCUGGAAAUGUGCAUACCUUUCUUCUUUACCCAGAUUUGGAUGGCCUUGGGAAGUUCAAGGGAUAGAUCCUCUUAUGGAUUCUUUUAAAUUAUUAACUAUUUAUUGCAUCCGGAACCUGUGAGACUCAGCUCUCCCAAUCAGACCCUGGGAUGGGUGAGAGAAGGGAGGGUGUCCCUCCCAUUUCCACUCUGCCCAGCUCUCAUCACUGUCAGACCCACCAGAGCUGAGGGCGGAGGGACUGGGGGCUGGGGCAGCUUGGGUCCCCAUCCCCCUCUCUGUGCCUCGGUCUCCCCCUCCCAUUGUGGGCGGGGGGGGGAGCUCUAUUCUUAACCUACCUCGUUUUAGGGAGGGGUGGGACAGGGGACCAGAGUGUGCAUGGUGCUGCGGGAUCUUUGGAUGGAGUGGUGGGGGUUGGGGAAGGUUCUCUAGACCCCACCCCCAGCACCGCCUCUGCCAGGUCUCCCAGUCCCGCUCCCUGCUGAUACCCACCUCUGAUCCAUGAUUACCCUUUAUGGCCCCCAAAUCAGGGGUACAUGGAGGGCUGCCCUGGGAGCCAGGAAGACCUCAGACCCUGGAACCCCCAGGCACAAUUUUCCAGCUGCUUGCCCCUCAGAUUGGAUGCUUGGCCCCCAGACUUGGGGGUGGCACCACAACAUUUAUCUUCCUGAUCUUGAUUCCAAGCCAGUCUGUGACCUCAAUAUUGUUAGCAUCAGUGCAGGCUGGGAAGAUGGGGGCCAAAGUCUCAGCCUUGUCAUGGGGGAGGGGGGCAUGAGAUCCAUUCCAAGAAAUGUCUGUGACAAAGUCUCA
Molecule: messenger RNA, 4298 nt
Organism: Cavia porcellus (domestic guinea pig)
Lineage: Eukaryota; Metazoa; Chordata; Mammalia; Rodentia; Caviidae
Gene: Spred3
Product: sprouty related EVH1 domain containing 3
Exons: 6
Coding region: 275-1468 (397 amino acids)
Biological process (GO): negative regulation of MAPK cascade; multicellular organism development
Cellular component (GO): membrane
Molecular function (GO): protein kinase binding
Source: RefSeq, a predicted model, not a curated record